Molecule: messenger RNA, 2214 nt
Organism: Oikopleura dioica
Lineage: Eukaryota; Metazoa; Chordata; Appendicularia; Copelata; Oikopleuridae
Source: the annotation of a GenBank genome assembly
AUGUCCAGCCAAGAGUAUAUCGACGCAGCUGGAAAAGAAGCGGGAGUGGAAGUCUGGCGAAUCGAGGAAUCUGAGCUGGCUCCAAUUCCUAAAAAGUUCUAUGGCACUUUCUACAAUGGUGACUCCUACGUCGUCCUUUCCACCAAAGCCCUCAAAUCCGGCGGCUUCGAGUGGGACGUCCACUUCUGGCUCGGCGAAAAGACCGAACAAGUCGAAGCCGGCGCCGCUGCUCUUUGGGCAGUAACUGUCGAUGAUGAAGUGGCUGGAGGAGCUGCUGUUCAGCAUCGAGAAGUUCAGGGCCACGAGUCAAAGGCGUUCAUUGGCUUGUUCAAAAAAGGGCUGAUUUAUGAAGAAGGCGGCGUGGCUUCGGGAUUCAAUCAUGUGGAGCCGAAUGAUUACAGCGAAAUAAACCGACUCUUGUGGGUUCGAGGCAAAAACCCUGUCCGAUGCACUCAAGUCGCCUGCUCCUGGGAGAGCCUCAACAAGUCCGAUUGCUUCAUUCUCGACAUGGGAAACGACAUUUACACCUGGUGCGGUGAGUUCUCAUCAGUUUGGGAGCGAAGCAAAGCGAACGAGAUGGCACGCGCAAUCCGCGACGAUGAACGAGGAGGCCGCGCAGAAGUGCACAUUAUCGACGCUGGCGAAGUCCGUUGUCCCGAAAAGCUCUGCCCGGUCUUGGGCGACGACAUUCCCGAUGACAUCCCCGACGAAGCGCCUGAAGAUGCUCCGGCGAAAAAAGGCGCUCCCCGAUCCGGCGCUGGAAAACUAUUCAAAGUUUCCGGCGAAGACGGAGAAGUCGACUACUCUCUUGUCGCGGAAGAAGGGCCUUACGAACAAUCUCUUUUGGAAGAUGAAAAUGUCUUCGUCCUCGCGUCUGUCGAUGGGCCAGCGAUUUAUGUCUGGAAGGGGAAGAAUUCUUCGCCGGAGGAGAGAUCAAAAGCGAUCGAUUACUGUAACCAGUACAUGGAGAAGAAUGAUUUGCCGGCGCAUACGCAGUUUGAAAUCAUGCCGCAAUUCGCUGAAAGCGCCAUGUUCAAGCAAUUUUUCGUCGACUGGCAAGAUCUCAAUGAAACCGACGGACUUGGUGAAACAUACACUGUCGGAUCUGUCGCAAAAGUCGAGCAUGAAGAAUUCGAUGCUUCGACAAUGCAUGACACGCCCGAGACCGCUGCGGAAUACGGAAUGCCCGAUGAUGGUUCUGGAGAAAAGAAAGUCUACAGAAUCGUCGACUCCGAGCGAGAAGAAGUUCCAGAGGAGAACUGGGGAAUUUUCUACUCGAAUGAGUGCUACAUCGUUUCGUACACUUAUGAAACUCCAAAGGGCAAGCCCGAGAGCUACAUUUACUACUGGCUUGGGAACAGCGCUGGUACUUCUGCUGAAACUGCCACUGCUUUCCAGGUCGUCCAACUCGACAACGAAGAAUUCGACGGCGACGCCCUCCAAGUCCGCGUCACCGAAGGAAAAGAGCCAAACCACCUGAUCGCCAUGUUCAAUGGCGGCAUGGCGAUUCUCCAACAAGGAAGCUAUUGCGAACCUGCUCCUCGAAAUGCCCUUUUCCAAAUUCGCCUCAAUCGAGCGAACCAGGUCAAGGCUUUCGAGACGGAAUUCUCCGCAGCGGCGCUGAACUCGAAUGACACUUUCUUUGCCGUCGCUGAGGGAGAUUCGGAUUAUGGCUUUGGAGGCGACUGUUUUGCUUGGUUUGGCACUGGAGCUGAUGAUAAGGAAAAAGAAGCUCUCACCGCCUUCGCAGCAAAAAUCGGCGCCGACGGAAAUAUCACUGAAAUCAACGAGGGCGAAGAAUCCGACGAAUUCUGGGACUUUCUCGGCGGCCAGGAGGAAUACUUCAAGCUCCCGAGAAAGCAAGAAAAGCCCCGGGUCCCGCGACUAUUCGAGUGCUCAAUGGCAACUGGAAAUUUUGUUGCAGAAGAGCUGCUUGGUGUUUUGCACCAAAGCGACUUGAAUCCGGCGAAUGUUAUGUUGCUCGAUGCCUGGAAUACCGUCUUUGUUUGGAUUGGACAAGAGAGUUCUGACGACGAAAAAGAGCAAACUCUAGAAGCCGCGAAACAAUAUCUUGCUACUGAUCCCGCUGGACGAAAAGGAACUCCGAUUGUCCAAGUCAAACAAGAAAAGGAACCAGUCACAUUCACCGGUUUCUUUGCCGGAUGGGACGAAGAGUUUUGGGCAAAUGCGACGAACUUUGAAUAUGAUUCAUAA